AAAAUCCGGAGUGAAAGUAUUUCAGGAGCAGUUAGGAGCCCCACUGCUCUGCCCUCCGAGUAGACACUGAAGCCCCGAUAUUACGCAAAAAAGAACAGCACCAAUCUGGCAAGUUAGUUCAUUCACCUUAAUUAUAGGACGCACCGUAAUAGAAAGGCAUAACUAUGUUUUUCCUUUGUGACCAUGGUGCGCAAAGGAUGAUUACUGUUCCCAAAAUACACUGACAGAUUUUUUACUCGAUUUCAAAUUUUUCCUGAAGUGAACAAAGUGGACGGAGUCGCUCGUGUAGUGUCUGCGUGCGGGAGAGCGAUAAAGGGUUAAGGAGGAAAACUGGAAAGUGUGCCUCAGCAUGGAUGAGAAUGAGCAGAGCGCAAGAGACGCGGAACAGCGAGGAGCGGCGGACGAAUCCAACAGUGCCAUACGACCUCUUCUGCAAGCUCCGGGGAACCUGCAGCUUCCUCAUCGAAUCACCAACUUCUUCAUUGACAACAUCUUGCGUCCGGACUUUGGUCGUAAAAAAGAAGCGAACAUAACGCGCGAUGAGAGCAAUCACGGUGCUAGAGCGAAUCACAGCCUUACGGGUCCUAGUACGGGACAGGUGGGGAGUACAGUACCAGCAGAGGGAACUUCCACAACAAAUACGAGAAGCGAAGGAAAGAAACCACAGAUAGCAAGCGAUGAGCCCUUGAAGCCCCGCGGGGAGAAUGUGGAUCAGUGCCCGAGUUCGGAAUCGGAUAGUUCACAGUCCAAUUCAAACGGAACUGGUCAGCCUAUGCUAUGGCCCGCUUGGGUUUACUGCACACGCUACUCGGACAGGCCGUCGUCAGGUCCCAGGUCUCGUAAACCAAAGAAGAAAGAAACAAGUAAAGAGGACAAACGACCACGCACGGCCUUUACGGCGGAGCAGCUUCAGAGACUCAAGACCGAGUUCCAAACCAACCGCUACCUGACCGAGCAGCGACGGCAGAGUCUGGCGCAGGAACUCGGCCUCAACGAAUCCCAGAUCAAAAUCUGGUUUCAGAACAAGCGGGCAAAAAUCAAAAAGGCCAGCGGCAUCAAGAACGGCCUAGCAUUACACCUGAUGGCACAAGGACUAUACAACCACAGCACCACGUCAAAGGAAGACAAAUCAGACAGUGACUGAGACAGAAAAUGCUGGGAGGGGUGAAGGGGAUAGAGGACUGGGGUGAUGGGUUAGGUUAUAUUUACAAUGCAAUAAUUCUAAAGAAUAAAGGGCCAGUGAAUAAAUAUACCAGCAUUCAUGAAGUGAAACAGGGGGUAAAUCGAAAUACAUUUAUUGAAUACAAAUUUUUCUACGAAAUAAUGUUCAAAUUAUUUCAAAAAUAGGCUAUAUAGGGGCCGUAUUGCACUUGGCAGAGUGGCUCUCUUGAGAAACAAACGUUUCUAUUGUGUUCCGUUUUCAGGCUCUCACUAGAACCGAGCGUUUUCCACUAUCAGCGCAUCGAACGUUUAUAUACAUAUAUUAGUUAUGUGUACAAUUGCGAAAAACCUUGCUUAAGUCCAAAGAGUCUUUACUGCUGCAUCCAGGCAACUGUGAUUAUAAAAUGCAUUUUAGUCGGUUUAUUUCUUGUCAUUGUUGAUUUGAUGUUUGAUAGAAAAUGAACGCAGCAAUCAUCAGAUCUCAGCAGAAUAUGAUUUAAAAAAAUGUUUUUAUUGUAAAUAUGUUUACGUCUUUGCCUGGCUAUUUCAAACAAACUUUUAAAAAUCGCGAUGGACUGUACAGAUCGCAAGAACUUAAUUUACUGUGCAUUACAUUGUAGAUUGUCUGGCUGAACUGCCAUGUAACUAGCCUAACAUAACAAUAACAUUGGACUAACUUUCAUAGCCUGGUCAGCAUUUAAACUAGGUGCGAAAAAUAAAUAAAUAAAUAAGCAAACGUACCGACGCGUCUUAAAUCGCAUUCAUAGUUUUUAUAAAAGAGCAAUAUAGUCAUCUUUUGUAGCAAAGUAUGUUUUAAUCAUUAUAAUGCUGCCUAUAAACGUGUAGCUCAUUGACAAUGAUGUACGCUUAUGCGCACUCUUGACAAAAGCCAGGGUUAAGCGCCACAACACAUCACACAGAAAUAUACAAUAUACAUAUAUAUACAGCUAUAAAUAUAAAUAUAAACCACAACUAUCAAAUCAAAAAUAAGCAAACCAGCCGUUUACUGUAUAACAGACGUUAAAAUGCCGUUUUAUUGUUGACUAUGUAUUUAUAUAGAUUCUAUUAAGGAAAAAACUUUAUCCAAUGACCGGUGUUGCUUUUUAUGUGAGAGUAGAUUUUUAAGGUGUUUAAAUUGCUUAUUUAUACUGCAAUAACUUCUUUAUGUGAAUGAAGCGUUAUCGGGGCCUUUGCAUGAAAGCUGCAAAUUAUCAUAUUAGGACAUAUUCACGCGUAUUUAGAAAAGCUUAAAGUAUGAUCGAGAUUUAUGUUGCAGACUGUGUCCAUAUGCCAAAUUUGUGCAAGUUUUACUUUUUUUAUUUUUAUCUGAAAAGAGUGUGUGACAAUUAUGCCACCAAACUUAACACACCUUGCCUUACAAGUUCAAGUGCGAACUUAAUAACAUAGAACUGUGCCGAAUCAGAGAAACAGUGUUAAAAUCAAUUGCAUUAGCAUAUCUAUAAAUAUGGCCUUCUAUCUGAUAUACGACGUAAUGAAUUUACCAGCCGAGAUCUAUCUAUGAAAGCUAUUUGAAAGCUGAAAUGACAAAAACUGAAAAGUAUAAUAUAAUGGUAUUUUUAUUUUGGGUUUACAGGUACUGUUUGUAACGUGUAAAUAAUUUGUAUUACGUACGUAUUAAUUGUGUAAUUAACUGCCUCCUGAAAUCUUGAUAAGAAUUAAAUAAACAAUAUGAA
Paramisgurnus dabryanus is the source of this 2855-nucleotide messenger RNA. RefSeq names its product engrailed homeobox 2a (gene en2a). NCBI's taxonomy places the organism in Eukaryota, Metazoa, Chordata, Actinopteri, Cypriniformes, Cobitidae. Gene Ontology annotation, molecular function: DNA-binding transcription factor activity, RNA polymerase II-specific; RNA polymerase II cis-regulatory region sequence-specific DNA binding. Gene Ontology annotation, biological process: regulation of transcription by RNA polymerase II; multicellular organism development; neuron differentiation. Gene Ontology annotation, cellular component: nucleus. The record is from RefSeq and is a predicted model, not a curated record.